This is a messenger RNA of Oncorhynchus masou masou (cherry salmon), 1290 nucleotides long. RefSeq lists its product as uncharacterized. The transcript has 11 exons. NCBI's taxonomy places the organism in Eukaryota, Metazoa, Chordata, Actinopteri, Salmoniformes, Salmonidae. The record is from RefSeq and is a predicted model, not a curated record. The coding region runs from base 1 to 1290 and encodes 429 amino acids.
AUGUCUCUCCUUUGGCAAUGUGCAAUUCUUUUGGCUGUCGUAGCAACAAGCGCUGCCAAUGAAGAUUUUAAUGUGGAUUGUGAAAAACACUCCAUUAAAGUGACAUGGAAGGUCAGUCCAGAGUUGGUUGAACAUGCUGCCCGUCUUUUCCUUGGACACUGUGUUCCGUCCACAUUUUCUGUUCUUCCCACGGGAGAAGGGAUGGCGACAUUCCACUACAACCUCAAUGGCUGUGCCAUCAAGAAACGGGUGACUGGCAAAAAACACAUCUAUUCAACCAGCCUGACUUACAGACCUAACCAAAAGCCCAAACCUGCUGCUAUUAGUCACCAUAUUAAGUGUGUUUACAUAAGACCUGAGGGAUUGAUUCCCCCAUUCCUUAUCCCUGCCUAUGGUAGUGCUGAGGGUCAUGGAGGAUUGGUUUUCCACAUGGCACUCCUCAAUGAAGACCUUACUGGUCUGGCUAAGAGCAGCCUGUUUCCCCUGGGCUCUUUCAUCCCCAUCUGGGCAGCAGUGGAUCAGAAGGACCAUCAGCCCUUGCUGCUGCUCUUGGAGGAGUGUGUGGCGGCCACAACACCAGAACUGCAGUCUGCGAGCCUGGUGUACCCCAUCAUCACCAACAAGGGUUGCCUUGCAGAUGGGAAGACUGGGAACUCCAGGUUCCUGCCUAGGUACCACUCGUCUGCUAUUCUGCUUUACCUGCAGUCCUUCAAGUUUGCCUUAGGCGAGGAAGUGUAUAUUCAUUGUAAGCUUGUUGCAUGGGACCCUGAGGUUUUUGAUAUAGAAAAGAAGGCCUGCCACUACAUUAAAGAGACUGGAGAAUGGGAGCUGCUGGACGACCCGUCUCAAAGUGACCUCUGCAAGUGCUGUGACUCGAGUUGCAAGCCUCGGUUGAAGAGGGGUGUGGAUUCAGAAGCCCAGGGCCUGGUUCAAAACUCUGUUCUUGGACCGCUCACAAUAGUGGAAAACUCUGAAACCCGGAUCCCCAUACUAGGAGAAAAUGCCAUGGAGUACUGGAUCCGGUUGAACAAGGCAGUAGAUGUGGCCGACGAGUGUUUGAGGAGGCAGGGUCGGAGCACCGAGGACUCCAGCCGAGAUAGUGAAGAAAUGCCCAGAAAAAUAGCGACAGUCAAACUCAACCAGGCUGUCACACUCCUCGCUAAACAAGAGCAGCUAGUAUCCCAACAGCGUGCCAAUGUCUCCAGGGAGCACCAUGCCAUGAAAUAUCAUGGUGGGUCGAUUCAUCACACCCAUGUGGGGCGACAGGUGGGUGCCCAUGAAAGUCACUAA